AUGUAUUUAAAAAACAAUAUUAUUUUAGUUUUAAAAAAAGAAAAGAAAUUGAAAUCUUUGAUUUUUUAGAAUAUCUAAGUGACUACUUAUGCAAGAAAUCCUAAUAUGGCUGCGCCCAUAGAUUAUGUCUACUUUGGUUACCCUAUCAUACAGUGUGGUCCCACUAACUUACAUUUACAAAAACAUAUUUCCAUGUUUAGAAUGGAUUUUCGGAAGCAGGUUUCAUUCUACUUGGGGAAAACAGCUGGUAGACGAUGGAAGGAUAUAAUAAGUGAUAUCAUCGCGGUAAUUGGAGGGAUAAAACCAUGUUUUCUGUAUGAUUAUUCAACAUGCGAUUCAAAAUCACUGGACAAACUUGCUGCUGAACUGGAAUCCAUGUGCAACUCGAAGUGCCAACCAAAGAAAGUCGAGCAUUCCACAUCAGUUGAAAUUGAUAAUGGUCGUGUUGAUAAACAGGAUAGUACGGUAAAUUCGGGGAUUAGAACAACUGGUGUAUUGAAUGUUAAGGACGACAUAUUUGUCAUCAACAAGCAAAUUAUGAGAAGGAAACUUGCGCAGUUUGUUUCAAAACUGACUGAUGAAUAUGCAAGGUCAGAACAAAAUAACCUAAGUGAACGAGUUUGUACCUUCAUAGAUGUUAGUGGGAAACUACCAAAUCCGACCUUGGCAGACAGAAAGAUUACUGAGGAGAUGAUGAUAAUAUCUAAGGACAUUUUAAGACAAGUUGAAGCUGGAUUUGCUGACCCUAGGCAUAGCUCUGGAGAUCUGAUAUUGACGCUUCAACUUGAAGACGAUUGGAAUGUCUCUACAAUUUUUGGCCUUCUCCUUGGAUAUCCAGUAUUGUACUGGUAUCAAGUUGAUAUUCAGGACAACUGCCUAGCUCACACUCCUCUCCAUGUGUUCAAAUGUAAAUGUGACUGUGUGGUAAAACCGUUUACAUCCGAUUCUGUGAAUGUUGGCACAUCUUGUACCAUUUUUGAAAACGGCAAUCAUGUUAUUUACUCUUUCAGUAUUCCCAGCAGCUUACUGGACUAUGCAAGCAAGCUUAUUUCAGAAUGGAAAGAUUAUAUUUAUCAUGUCGUAGGUCUGUGUGAAUACUUCACUUCUGUUUCUUUUGAAUGUUCCACAGUAACUUUACCAGCAGUUGCAUUGUGAAUGACACGUUUUGAGUGCAAAAGUGUGGUCACAUUUCGAGAAUAACAUAUAUUGAAUCGAUCAAAUCAUUUGUUCAUUGUAAGUUCAGUAGGCCACUUGUAGACUGAUUACUGACUUUACUUAGUACAGGUUUAAUUGAAAUGGCCUCUGAAUCUUUCAAUUACAUGUACCGGUAUAUAAUUUAUACCAAUGUCAAAGUUGUGGAGUUGGUAAAACAAAUAAUGGUUUGUUAAAGCUUAUCUGCCCUAGUUUACAGGAGGGAUUAGAGCGCCCAGCAAGGUCACUGGACAGGUGGUUA
Molecule: messenger RNA, 1453 nt
Organism: Strongylocentrotus purpuratus (purple sea urchin)
Lineage: Eukaryota; Metazoa; Echinodermata; Echinoidea; Camarodonta; Strongylocentrotidae
Product: UPF0739 protein C1orf74 homolog
Exons: 1
Coding region: 106-1155 (349 amino acids)
Source: RefSeq, a predicted model, not a curated record